Molecule: messenger RNA, 1745 nt
Organism: Gavialis gangeticus (Gharial)
Lineage: Eukaryota; Metazoa; Chordata; Crocodylia; Gavialidae
Gene: IRF2BP2
Product: interferon regulatory factor 2 binding protein 2
Exons: 4
Coding region: 278-1348 (356 amino acids)
Biological process (GO): regulation of transcription by RNA polymerase II
Cellular component (GO): nucleus
Molecular function (GO): transcription corepressor activity
Source: RefSeq, a predicted model, not a curated record
GCGGGCAGGCGGCGGCGGCAGCUGGAGCUGGUGUCCCCGCCCCAGUGCGAGCGGCGGGGCUGGGCGGGCAGCGCUGUCGCAGGCAGGAGCAGAGCUGCCGCGCCGCGCCAGGGGGGCUAUGCGCCUCUCCGCCUCCCUCUGACCGCAGCCAGCCCGGGCUGCAGCAGCGGCAGCAGCCACCCCAGCAGCGGCGGGAUCUCCGCCGUGCCCUUCCAGCGCCGCCGCCACCACCGCCAGCAGCAGCAGCGCCGGGGCCCGCUCGGGGGGGGGUGAGGCCAUGUCGUCGGCGGCGGUGGCAGCAGCCGCCGCGGCGGCCGCGGCGUCCCGCCGGCAGUCGUGCUACCUGUGUGACCUGCCGCGCAUGCCGUGGGCCAUGAUCUGGGACUUCACGGAGCCCGUGUGCCGCGGCUGCGUGAACUACGAGGGCGCGGACCGCGUGGAGCUGGUCAUCGACACGGCGCGGCAGCUGAAGCGGGCGUGGCUGGGCAAGCCCAAGACGGUGCGCGACACGCUGCUGGCCCUGCACCAGCACGGCCACGCCGCCGCGCCCUUCGACGGCAAGUUCAAGAAGGAGCCCGGCCUGGGCGGCCGCCUGCUGCCCUACGACACCAACGGCGCCGGCGCCAAGGCCGGGGCUCGGGCAGCGAGGAAGAGGAAGCCUUCGCCAGAACCAGAAGGUGAAGCUGGACCCCCUAAGAUCAAUGGAGAAUCACAGCCCUGGUUGCCAGCCUCAUCAGAAGGGAUGAAAAUGCCCAUGACAGCAACACCUUUCAUGUCCCCUCCACCACCAACUGCCUCGCCUCAUUCCAACCGGACCACGUCGCCGGAGACAGGCCAGAAUGGCCAGUCCCCUAUGGCUGCGCUCAUUUUGGUAGCAGACAAUGCAGGGGGCAACCAUGCCUCCAAAGAUGCCAAUCAAGUUCACUCCACCACCAGGCGGAAUAGCAGCAGCCCACCCUCUCCAUCCUCUAUGAACCAAAGAAGGCUGGGUCCCAGCAGGGAGGUGUCAAGUCAGGGGGCAAACACUGCUGGGGGGUUGGAGCCUGUGCAUCCUGCCAGCCUUCCGGACUCAUCUCUAGCAGCCAGCGUCCCCUUGUGCUGCACCCUGUGCCAUGAGCGCCUAGAAGACACCCAUUUUGUGCAGUGCCCCUCAGUUCCUUCUCAUAAGUUCUGCUUCCCUUGCUCCAGACAAAGCAUCAAACAGCAAGGAGCUAGCGGGGAGGUGUAUUGUCCCAGUGGGGAAAAAUGCCCUCUGGUGGGCUCCAAUGUCCCUUGGGCCUUCAUGCAAGGCGAGAUUGCAACUAUUCUUGCUGGAGAUGUGAAAGUGAAAAAAGAGAGAGAAUCAUGACUUUUUCCAGUGUCACGAUCCAACAGCACCGUUAACUAAAACUGCUUGAAUUGUGUAUAUAUCUAUAAAUAUAUAAAUAUAUAUAUAAAUAUAUCUCCAAGACAAGGGAAAUGUAGACUUCAUAAAACAUGGCUGUAUAAUUUUGAUUUUUUUGAAUACAUUGUGUUUCUAUAUUUUUUGAAGACGAAAGGUAUGUACUUAUAAAGGCAUUUCUUCUUUUUUGUUAUAGCUACUAUUUGUUGUGCUUCCCUGGUGACAGUUACUGUUCAACGUAGGCUGUGACUUGCGCUGCUUUUUUUAGAGAGCACUUGGCAAACCAGAAAUGCUUCUAGCUGUAUUUGUAUGCACUUGUUUCUUUUUAAAAUGCCAAAUACACAUUCUGACAUUGUAAAGAUUG